AUGGAUGUCCCAAAGGUGGAGGUGGAUUCAGGGGUGGAGUCUGUCCAGCUGCCCUGUAAAGCCACACUUCACCUGCCUGAAGACGUCACAGUGGAGUGGACGGACAGAAAAAACAGGAAGGUCCACGUGUAUGAGGAUGACUCUGAUCAGCCUGAAGAACAGCACCAGGUUUACAGAGACCGAACGAAGAUGAAUGAAGACCUGCUGAAAACUGGAGACCUCAGUCUGACCCUGAAUCACCCCACAGAAGAAGACACAGACACCUACACCUGCACCGCCUACAGCAGGAGGGGAAGAGUCCUGAUGAAGGAAAGAGUGCAGCUCUAUGUCGGAGUCCCCCAGGUGGAGGUGGACUCAGGGGUGGAGUCAGUCCUGCUGCUUUGCAAAGCCACAGUUCACCUGCCCAAAGAUGCUAAAGUGGAGUGGAAGGAUGAUUACUACUAUGAUGAUUACUACUAUGAUGAUUACUACUAUGAUGAUUACUACAAGAGGAAGGUCCACGUGUAUGAGAACAGCUCUGACCAGCCUCACAAACAGGACCAGGUUUACAGAGACCGAACGACAGUGAAAAGAAACCUGCUGAAAACUGGAGACCUCAGUCUGACCCUGAAAUACCCCACAGAUGGAGACAACCACACCUACACCUGCACUGUCUACAGCAGGUGGAAGAGGAUUCUGAUGGAGAAACAAGUGACGCUGAAGGUCAGAGAGUCUGAUGGAUUUGAUGAGACCAUGAGAGCGGCUUCAGUUCCUCAUCAGAAAGAGUCUGACAGAAGCUCCUCCCUCUAUACCCCAGUAGACUUCUAUUAG
This is a messenger RNA of Pelmatolapia mariae (spotted tilapia), 810 nucleotides long. RefSeq lists its product as uncharacterized. Gene Ontology annotation, biological process: immune response; negative regulation of T cell proliferation; positive regulation of T cell proliferation. The record is from RefSeq and is a predicted model, not a curated record. Lineage: Eukaryota; Metazoa; Chordata; Actinopteri; Cichliformes; Cichlidae. The transcript is spliced from 4 exons. Bases 1 to 810 code for a protein of 269 amino acids. Gene Ontology annotation, cellular component: external side of plasma membrane.